Molecule: messenger RNA, 4427 nt
Organism: Pristis pectinata (smalltooth sawfish)
Lineage: Eukaryota; Metazoa; Chordata; Chondrichthyes; Rhinopristiformes; Pristidae
Product: interferon-inducible GTPase 5-like
Exons: 3
Coding region: 648-1868 (406 amino acids)
Cellular component (GO): membrane
Molecular function (GO): GTP binding
Source: RefSeq, a predicted model, not a curated record
CAACUUAAAACAAAUUAUCUGGAUGAGCACUUGCAUCAAGAUGGCAUAAUAUCUACGGACCAAGCGCUGGUAAAGCGCAUGGAACUUUACCAUGAACAUGAGUACUUGAUGGUUGGGAUAGACAUGGUGGGUUGAAGGGCCUGUUUCUGUGCUGUACAAUAUGACUCUACAAUUAAAAACAUGGAAGAAAACCUUUGGCUUCAGAGCUGUCUAUCAAAAUGGUCACAGACCAUUUCUCAAAGGUUUCUCUUGCAGUUGUCAAUCAAAUGAAGGAGGGCAGAAGCCGAGACUUUCUUGUGAUUCAGCUCUGGGAUGUGGGUAUUCCUGGCAAGGCCAGGGUGUAAUCUCCAACCCUAAAUGCCCACAAGAAGAUAUGGUGAGAUACUUUCUGGAACUGCUCUCAGUCUGGAGGUGAUCGUAUUCCCCCAGUGUUGUCAGAAGCAUUCCACGAUUUUGCCCCAAUGGAGGAACAGCAAUGCAAAUCUAGACUGAGUUGGAGUGUGGCACACAGGCGAAGUUGUGAAGGGUGAAGGAGAGAACUUACACAAAGACAAAGAGGAGACCUGAGCCCCUAACUUCUUCCCCCGUGAAGUGCUGGGAUCACUGGAUUGUCACGCAGUCCGGGCUGCGAGAGACAGACAUCGAGAAUGGGAGGAGCCAGCUCCAGCAAACAAGCAGCUCAGUCUGAGAACCCCACAUUCUUCACACAGGAAGAGCUCAACAAACUGAAGUCUGAUUUUGUAACAGGUGGAGUGGAAAAGGUUAAACCUCUGAUAGAUAAGAAGGUUGCUGAGCUGGACAACACAGAGCUUAACAUUGCAGUGACAGGAGAAACAGGCACAGGAAAAUCCACCUUCAUUAAUGCCAUGAGAGGGCUUCGGAGCACCGAUGUGGGAGCAGCUGAAGUUGGGACCUGGGAAACUACAAUGAAGCCAACCAGGUACCCACAUCCCCAUCUGCCCAAUGUCUGCUACUGGGAUCUGCCAGGGAUUGGAUCGACAGAAUUUACAGCAGGUAGAUACCUGAAGGAAAUGAAAUUUGAAAGAUAUGAUUUCUUUAUCAUAAUCUCAGCAUGUCGAUUCAAAGAAAAUGAAGUAAAAAUUGCCAAAGAGAUUAAACGGCUGGGGAAGAAUUUCUAUUUUGUCCGCUCCAAGAUUGACGUGGAUUUUUAUUCAAUAAGAAAAGAAGGGAAGGAAAUUAAUGAAGAAAAGGAACUGAAAUAUAUUCGGAAUGACUGUGUCAGAAAGUUGGCAGAGGCAGGGAUUCCAACCCCGACUGUAUUUCUGAUAUCCAGUUUUGAGCAGGAUCGAUAUGAUUUCGUUCGGUUAAAUGAAGCACUUGAAAAUGAUCUACCGAAUGCAAAGAAAAGUAUCUUUGUCCUGGCCUUUCCAAACCGAAGUGUGGAGAUCAUUCAGAAGAAAAGCAAGGAGCUGAUGAAACGUGUCUGGAUGUUGGCGACUCUCUCGGGAGCAGUGGGAGCGGUCCCAGUUCCUGGUGUCUCUCUUGCUUGUGAUAUCAGUAUACUGGUUGGAGGAAUAAUCAGUUUCCGUAAAUGCCUGGGUCUAGAUGAUGCUUCUCUUCAAAGAUUGGCCAACAGCACGGGUAAACCUGUGGAAGAGCUGAAGGCAGAAGUAAAACCUCCUCUGCUGGGAAAAAUAGACAAAAAUGUAAUUAUGAGGUUAGGUUGGGGUGCCACAGUCGUUGCCAUUUCAGCCAUGGAACUCGGUCUUGACUUCGUCCCUGUCAUUGGUUCCAUUUUUGGAGCAGGAUCAUCAUUUCUCAUGACUUACAAGAUACUGAACGAUGCACUGAAGGAUCUUACGGAGAGUGCAGAGAGGGUGGUGAAGGUUGCGUUUGGGAUCGAUUAACUGGUCUGCACAGACAUUGAUCCAGUGAGUUCAUAUCAUGCUGUGGCUAAUAUUUUGAAGAAGCCUAAUGCCAAACCUUGCUGUAAUUCUUUUUGACAACAUUCCCCCUUGUUGCAUUCCUUCCUGGAAAUAUUUCUCAUCCAUUUUCCGGGACAUACUUGUGCAUUACUGAGGGAAUGCUGCUCAGUUGAAGGAGACAUGAAACAGGUGGACAUAAAUAACAUAUGACCCUAAUUUGAAGAAAAGCCAAGAUAUUAUCCCCAGAGGCUUGAGGAAUGUUCAUCUGUCAAUCAACAGCACUGUGGCAGAUGGUCUGGUUAUUAUCAGGUUGCGGUGUAUGGGAUACCACUGUGUGCAUAUCACUCCAGCACGAUUAUUCUUAACACUGGUGUCCUACAAGGCUGUGUCCUCAGCCCUCUACUCUACUCCCUAUACACUCAUGACUGCAUGGCCAGAUUCUGCUCUAACUCCAUCUACAAGUUUGCAGAUGAUACCACCGUAGUAGGCAGUAUCUCAAAUAACGAUGAGUCGGAGUACAGGAAGGAGAUAGAGAGCUUAGUGACAAUGGUGUCGUGACAACAACCUUUCCCUCAAUGUCAGCAAAACAAAAGAGCUGGUCCUUGACUUCACGAAAGGGGAGUGGUGCACAUGCACCUGUCUACAUCAAUGGUGCUGAGGUCGAGAAGGUUGAGUGCUUCAAGUUCCUUGGAGUGAACAUCACCAAUAGCCUGUCCUGGUCUCACCAGCACCUUUACUUCCUCAGGAGGCUGAAGAAGUUUGGCAUGUCCCCUUUGACACUCACCAACUUAUAUCGAUGCACCACUGAAAGCAUGCUAUCUGGAUGCAUCAUGGCUCGGUAUGGCAACUGCCAUGCAUGGGACUGGAAGAAAUUGCGAAGAGUCAUGGACACAGCCCAGCGCAUCACGGAAACCGGCCUCCCCUCCAUGGACUCUGUCUAUACCUCUGGCUGCCUUGGUGAAGCAGCCAGCAUAAUCAAAGACCCCACCCACCCGGGUCAUUCUCUCUUAUCCCCUCUCCCAUCAGGCAGAAGAUACAGGAGCCUGAGGGCACAUAUCACUAGGCUCAAGGACAGCUUCUAUCCUACUGUUAUAAGACUAUUAAAUGGUGAGAUGGACUCUUGACCUCACAAUCUACCUUGUUAUGACCUUGCACCUUAUUAUCUACCUGCAAUGCACUUCCCUGUAGCUGUGACACUUUGCUCUGUAUUCUAUUAUUGUUUUUACUCUGUACUACCUCGAUACACUGUGUAAUGAAUUGAUCUGUGUGAAUGGUAUGCAAGACAAUUUUUUCACUGUACCUCGGUGCAAGUGACAAUAAUAUACCAAUACCAAAGUUAUGGCUGUGUUUUCCACACCACAACUGUGAACACAGCAAAAACCUUCCAAUAUCUGUAAAGCCCCAAUCCUGAGGUCACAAAAAGGGCAAUGGAGAGGCAAGUCAUUUUUUGGAGAAAGUAUUUGUCUUGGUGCUACAGGAGGAGGGACAUUAAGGGUGUCAGUUUGAGCAGUACCAGUCCAGUGUUAUUCGUACCAGUUAUAUUCCCAGUGGGUCUUGGAGACAACAGUCCAGCCUGACUGGUCAUGCUCAGUAAAUACAAUCCCAACAACCAUCAGCAGUGGGGCCAUUGUCCAAUGCUAUGUAGCUGAGCAAUUAUCAAACAAUAAUACCCACGGUGUGAGGUCGCCUUACUAAAGUCCUGGCUUUUAAAUCAUUGCUGCACCCAACAUUGUCUGUCUGGAUAUGGAUAGCCGAGAUUAGACGGUACAAAUUAUACAAAUCAUACAAAUUACCCAUGGGUUGAGCUUUCCUGGAGCUUUUGUAGAGUUUUCCCUACAAAAGACCAUCCCUCACAUAGCAUGUUAUGCCUGAUAGGAAACAGACUCUCGAUAGACCAACAAUUAUAUCGAUGAUUCAGAAUGUCCCUUGACUGCUGCUCCUAAAUAUACACUCUUAUACAGACUAAGUCACAUACAGUCCAGCUCUCAGAAAUCUCUUCAAUAGACCACUCACCUGUACAGACCAUUGAUCUCUAUCAGCCUGCUUUCAUCCCUUGUAAUUUCUUCACCUACUGUCCAAGAGGAACAAAAUUCCAGAAUUCUUAAUUAGCUGCAAAAUACCUUUAUUCCAUUGAUUCAACAUCAAUGCAACUCAAGCUCGUCUACUUCAUCCGAGCGUGCCUGACAGAGAGUGCCCAAUAGGAGCGAUUCUCUCUGGGUGGGAAACCAUUCCUGUAAUGAUGAAGAGGAAAUGUGUUUGAAAAUCUGUUACUUUCCUUAUUCCCUGCAAAUAUCACAAAGAUGAAUACAUACAGAAAAAAAUUAAGGUCUCUCAUUGGGAAUUGGAAGCAAGUCUAUCAAACACUAAUACAGAUCUUAGAUAUGAAGAAUCUUGAGUAAUGAUGAGAAAGAUUUGUUGGAAUUAAAAUACCUUCUAAUAUUACUGAAGUUGUCCUAGUGUUAUUUUGCUUGAUCAGACGAAAAGCUGGAAGAACUCAGUGGAUCAGGUGGCAUCUAUGGAGGGAAAUGGACUGUUGAUGUU